AUGAAACAUAGUGGUAUUUUAUUCUUAUUGCUAAAUACAUGCAUGCAAUUACUAUUAUCUAUUUAUAUUGGAGAAUCUUUUAAGGUUUUACCUACAAAUAUCACUGAUGAAAGAGAUGGUUCAAAAAUAGGUCCUACCUUACUAAUAUUAUAUGAUGUAGAUAAUGUCAUUUUGAAGCAUGUGGGUCCAGGGAAAACAUAUAUUAAUCCAGAAAUAGUGCCAUUUUUAGCAUCAAUGUAUAAUUUACGCAAUUCUAAGGAUCCUAGAAUUCUUUUACCAAGAAUAUUUUCUCAUGGGUGUGGCACUGUAUCAAAGCUUUCCGAAAGCAAAUUAAUUAAACCAAGAAUACUUGAUUCAAAUCAAAGUUUAGAUAAUGAUGAUUCUCAUCAUUUUUCAAUAAAAAUUAAUGAUGUUGGGGACGCAUACCUUCUCAAUGAAGUUUAUUACCUUAAAAAAGACGGGCAAUCGGAAUACAUUCACCAUCCAAUAGACAUAUUUAAAAUUUUCUUUGCAGACGAAAACGAACUAGAAGCAAACAUCCCGUCUAUUAUUCCAUUUAACCGGGUAUUGGAAAGAAAAUCCAUUUAUUUUGAUGGUCCAAUUUCGGGACUUAAUAGCCAAGAAACAAUAUUUUAUAAAAAGUAUAUUCAAAAAGCUAAGAGAACAAUGGGUGGACAACCCUUCCUUAUCGAUUCCAUUACUAAUGGUAUGGAUGAGAUACAAGGAAAGGCUUUUCUAAAAAAGCUAUUUACAAAAAUUUCUUCUUUACCUAAGGUUUGGCCAUUUGAUCUUAGAAGUGAAGAGUUACCUUUUAUAAAAGAUCUUGUUAAAUAUCGUGGUUAUGUAAAUGGAAAAAUUCAGUUCGGAACUACUAUUCUCUUAAUUGAUGAUUUGGUAGCCCACUUUAAUUUUGGGUGCGUCCAUGAACACUUUUCUGAAGAAUACAGAGUUUUCAUUAUCGUUGUCAAAAAAUUCAUUCCAAAUAGUGAUGUAGAAAAUUUAACACGCGAAUUUCAAAAAUCCAUCCCUGUUCCUAUAGGCACAACCCCAUACAGCCCAUUCGACAUUCGGGAAGUCAACGCAAAGAUGAAUAAGCUACUUCAAAAACUUCCAGAAGAAACCCAUCCAGAUAUUUUCUACAGAGAGAUUCGAAAUGAGUUUAUUUAUGAUAGCCCAACUUACCCCAAAUGCGGUUAUGAUAUUUCUAGACCCUUUCCAUUUUAUUUCCUGGUUGUAAUAGAAUGCGACAUUCUGUACAACUUAAUAAAGCUAUUUAUUGAUGAUCGGAUGGCAGAGGAGGUCACAUUUUUACUUAAUACAUCAUCAUAUAUCGCUGUAAUCUCUGGAAGGAAAUCCUGCGAAUACGCCUUCUCAAUGGUUAAACAUCUUAUCGCGUCAGGAUUUUACCAAUGGUCCGGUAAAAUCCUGCCACUAGCUACGAUAAAAGGUAGGAAUACGGACGAUUUGGAUGACUAUUCACCGUCGUUUUCCCAACAUUCAAAAAAAAACGUAAAAAACCCCGGUCAGAAUCUGAACAGCCAAGACAGACAUAUAUUUAUGUCAAAAUUGUAUUCUAGGAUGCCAAGAAGUAGAACAAUGGUUCUAAGACUCGACUACCACGGAGAUCCAGGUAGGAUUCAAUAUUCCGAUUACACAUGCUUCCUAAACGCUCCCCCCAACGAGGACGUGCCUGCAAAUUUCCCAUCAAAAUCCACCAAAUACAGACAACGGCUAAAUUUGCAAUCAGACUCCAGAAUUUCAAAGUUCUUCGGAGUCGCGCCCAGUGGAGAGAUGAAGACAGUCACUAUACUUCAGAAGUUAACAGUAGUUUUAAAUAAAGUGGAAGGGGUGCUAAGAUCCACCGCAAAAGCAUCUAGGAAUACACUGAGCCCCAAAGACGAGCAUCUCGCAACUCAUACACAGUCCGAAGAGGAGCACACAAACCAUAUGGACGAGUAUGUCGGGAUAGAAGAGGAACACAUUGUAGCACAGUCCACGACCUCAAAAGCAAACACGGGCCAAAAACAGACAGCAUCCGCGCCCCCCACCACUUACCCCCAAGUCUCAUACUCAUUCCUAUCAAUCUUCUAUACAAUCGUGGAAAUCCUCAAAGAAGAGUUCCCGAAGGAAUACAUAUUCUGUAUAGGAUCCACAAACUGA
Messenger RNA from Cryptosporidium ubiquitum, 2160 nucleotides. RefSeq lists its product as uncharacterized. The transcript has a single exon. The coding region runs from base 1 to 2160 and encodes 719 amino acids. Lineage: Eukaryota; Apicomplexa; Conoidasida; Eucoccidiorida; Cryptosporidiidae. The record is from RefSeq and is a predicted model, not a curated record.